AAAGAGAUUCUGGUUUUCUCCAAAGCCCGAGAAAGACCAAAAGAAAGAGAGAGAGAAAACAAAGCCAAACACCAUUACAGCAAUGCCCUGUACAAAGCUUAUGUUUUUGAGGGACACACCCACACGAGUGCUUCUCGACUUGCAUGCAACCUCCCCUCUCCUCCCCUAUCAACUUUUCUUUUUCUUUUUUCUGUUUAUUUCAGAGAUCACUCUCAAAAUAAGCACCCCUGCCUUCGCAAAUUUAUGUAUAAAGUGCGAGAUAAAAGAGAGAAUCGUGUGGCUGCUUCUCUUCUUUUUUGUUAUUGCGACUGCUUGCUUUCUUUCUUUGUCAUUCAACAACCACUUUCUUACCCCCAUUCUGUUUCUUUUUUUCAUAAUCAUUCUCUCUUCUUCUGCCUCAUAAAUAACUAAGCAACUCUCAUGUAUUUUCUUGCCUCAAAAAUGCAAAUUUGCCUCUUUCUUCUCUGAUCACUUGUUUUCUCUCUGUUGAACAAAACCCACUUCUUCUUUCCCCGUUUCUAACCGUCUUUCUCUCUGUUUGUGAAGCAUUAUUGAAGGAGAAGGCUUUGGAGUUUUCAACUAUUGUUUUGCUCCUUCUUCCAGUGUCUGGUUUUAUAUCUGGUUUCUUUUUGGUCAAAAUGAGUGUACAACACCUAAGGAGUGAGAGUAAUAGUUUCAGCCGGUAUCAAAACGUUAACUUUCUGCCUCCACCUGCAGCUUCUCAUCUCUCUCUUGCUACAUUUGGGGUAAUGAGUAAGCGUAGGGACACAGAAACCGUACCUCCUCAAAUGGGGUUUCACAUUUCUAGUCAUUCAAUGGAUCAAAAAGGAAGGCAGUGGAGUAUUCAACAGGUAGAAAACAGGGGAACAAAGAGACCUCAUGAUGGGAGUGAUGGCAUUUUCGGGGUUCAAAAGAAAGAUCUUUCUUUGGAUAUAGGUGAAGAAGAGGAGCCUAAGAGCUGUGCUACUGGUAAAAAUGGGCACACAAAGCUUUGUGCCCGAGGCCAUUGGAGACCUGCUGAAGAUGCCAAACUCAAAGACCUUGUGGCGCAAUAUGGUCCUCAAAACUGGAAUUUGAUUGCGGAGAAUCUUGAAGGGAGAUCAGGGAAGAGCUGUAGAUUAAGGUGGUUCAACCAGCUGGAUCCAAGAAUAAACAGGAGGGCUUUCACUGAGGAAGAAGAGGAGAGACUCUUAUCUGCUCAUAGAUUAUAUGGGAACAAAUGGGCUAUGAUUGCUAGACUCUUCCCUGGCAGGACUGAUAAUGCAGUGAAGAACCAUUGGCAUGUGAUUAUGGCAAGGAAACAUAGAGAACAAUCCAGCAUUUACAGGAGAAGGAAGCCUUCUUCUUCCUCUCAGAUCGCCCCACCCAUUAAGGGACUUGAUGUUAAUUCGCAGAAGAAUGCUUGCAGUGAAUCAACAACCAUAUCCAGCACCAUUGAUGAAUCUGCUUCAACAUGUACUGAUCUCUACCUUAGCCCUUCUUCAACCAAGGCACCUCCUAUGCUUUUCACUAGGUUCAGUCCCCAAGGAGCUCCCAUGGGUCCAUUUGCUGAGAAGGAAGUGGCAAUGGGAAACGUGGAACUUGACAAGUUGUAUCUGAGUAGGGGCAAAGGGUUCUAUCAAGCUGGGUCCAUUGGACUGGUUACUGGGUUGGACCAAUCUGGUCAGUCAGAUUCAAACUCGGAAGUGUCUGCAAGUGAGUCAGUUGGCACCAACGGGAUCGGUGACAAUGAAAAUAGGAGUCAGAAAAUAAAUGUGACCUUCAUUGACUUCCUCGGUCUAGGAGCUACAUAAGAACUGUUCAUUUUGGUAUAAAAUUUGAGAAAACCAGGUGAUCAUAACAAAGAGAAGUGGAUCAGCAGGCCUGAUUCUUACCUCUGAAUCUUGCUACAGACCACAGUGAAUCUCAUAUACAGUUAGUUCCAUAUGUAGAAAAAGGAGAACAAGAGUAAAAAGUAAGUAAAUAGGAGGAAGAAACAGCAGUAGCAUCUACCCUAUUUGUUUCAGAAAUAUUUCUCUCUCUCUCUCUCUUUUUUUUUUUUUUAAAAAAAAAAAAGAAACCCCCUAUGUUUUGGACUUGUGUAGCAAAAAACACCAUGAGCUAGGUCCUUGUCUAUGAUGUUCAUGCCUCCAUCUCCAUGGCUGUUUCUUAAAUCUCUGAACGAGUAGUGAUCAUUACUGACUAAAACGUGAAUGAAGACGGUGGCCAUCCUUUGAUGAGUUUUCAAAUUGGGUGUGCAGUGUGUUGUGUGAUUGGCUUUCUCUGUAACUUUUAGUCAUCAAUCGCUCUCCCCAUCUCAUGCUUUGCACGCACUUGCAAAAUACAAAUAUAUAUUAUAUUCUUGGAUUAUUGUGUCA
Messenger RNA from Manihot esculenta (cassava), 2357 nucleotides. Its product is annotated as transcription factor CSA. Lineage: Eukaryota; Viridiplantae; Streptophyta; Magnoliopsida; Malpighiales; Euphorbiaceae. Bases 639 to 1793 code for a protein of 384 amino acids. The record is from RefSeq and is a predicted model, not a curated record. The transcript is spliced from 3 exons. Gene Ontology annotation, biological process: regulation of DNA-templated transcription. Gene Ontology annotation, cellular component: nucleus. Gene Ontology annotation, molecular function: DNA-binding transcription factor activity, RNA polymerase II-specific; RNA polymerase II cis-regulatory region sequence-specific DNA binding.